GGGCGGCGCUCGGCGCUGCGAUCGGCGCCCCGCGUGUGCGAGGAGAGGAGCCGCCCGCCGGGCGCCGCGGCCCGGGAGGGAGCAGGGAAGGGGCCGGGAAAGGAGCGCUCCGGCCCGGCAUUCAAAAGGGAUGUUCCUGCUGAUUCAAGACCACAUAGUUCUGUCCAGGACUCUACACUGGGGAUAGGGACAUGGGACUCCUCCUGCCAGAUUCCAGAUGGUUCAUUCCAACUGACAUCCUGGUUGACAACUGUGAAAAGGAACUUCGGAUUAUUCUAUUUUAUCUUCGUGGAAGACCUCAAUCCCCAAACUGUAGGACAUAUCAGGUUCCAUAUUUCUUGUAGAAUUUUAAAAUAACCUUUUCUAAUGAGGAUGUCUGAUAUUCUCACUGUAAAAGAUGAAACUGAUGCAAUGAAGGGUUCAGAAGCUGAAUUUAAAGACACAGACCCAGUUGAAAACCUUCUAAAAUCAGGAAGUCAGGAGCAGAUUCCAGCAGAGAAGGAUGAGAAUUGUCCUGAUAACAAGAACAGUAUGCCGCGGCCCCUGCAGUCCUUUGGACAGGCAGCAAAGAGGUCCAAGUCAAACACAAAGUUAAAGUUAGUUCGGAGCCUUGCUGUAUGUGAAGAGUAUCCACCACCUCCCACAGCUGAAAUAUCACAGGACCUCCAGGAGAAAAUUCAGAUCCAGUUGUCACAGUCCUUUGAAAAAGAAGAAAAACCUGCAAAAGAUGAAUCAGAAAAGGAAAAAUCCAGUGAUAAACUGUCCAGAAAAAUGUUAUCAAGAGAUUCCAGCCAAGAAUAUACAGAUUCCACUGGUAUAGAUCUUCACGAGUUUUUAGUAAAUACAUUAAAAAACAAUCCCAGGGACAGAAUGAUGCUGCUGAAAUUAGAACAGGAAAUUUUAGAUUUCAUUGGUAAUAAUGAAGUUCCAAGAAAAAAGUUUCCCCCAAUGACAUCUUACCAUAGAAUGCUGUUGCACAGGGUAGCUGCUUACUUUGGAUUAGAGCACAACGUGGACCAGAGUGGGAAGUCAGUCAUAGUAAAUAAAACUAGCAAUACAAGAAUACCUGACCAAAAGUUUUGUGAGCACAUAAAGGACGAGAAGAGCGAUGACUUCCAGAAGCGGUACAUCCUUAAAAGAGAUAACUCGAGUUUAGACAAAGAUGACAACCAGAUGAGGAUACGAUUAAAAGAUGACAGAAGAAGUAAAUCCAUAGAAGAACGUGAAGAGGAAUAUCAGAGAGCUAGAGAAAGAAUAUUUGCACAAGAUUCCCUGUGUUCCCAAGAGAAUUAUUUCACUGACAAAAGAAUCCAGGAGGAAGAAGCUAAUAGUACACAGCAAAGACGACAGAUACUUAGGAUCAAUAAGGAGACAUCAGGGAGAUCAGCCAACAGCCACCAGAGCAGCACUGAGAACGAGCUGAAGUGCUGCGAGCCCCGGCCCUGGAGCAGCACCGACUCCGACAGCUCCCUGCGCAACCUGAAGCCGGCGGUGACCAAAGCCAGCAGCUUCAGUGGCAUCUCAGUGCUCACCAGGGGAGACAGCUCUGGGAGCAGCAAGAGCACAGGCAGGCUGUCCAAGACAGGUUCAGAGUCUUCUAGUAGUGUAGGGUCCUCCACGGGUUCUCUUUCCCACACCCAGCAGCCUGUCCCCGUGCCAGCUCUAAGCCAGCCCUCUCCUGGCACUCCUGCCGUCUAUCCAGCUGCCAGCACUAGUAACUCUCUUUCCUUUGAUGGUGGCAUGAGUGGCCAAGUGGCACCUGCUGGCAGUAGCUUCUUUCUGCUUCCCUUGGAAGCGGCGGGCAUCCCGCCGGGCAGCGUGCUGGUCAACCCCCAAACAGGGCAGCCAUUCCUGAAUCCAGAUGGCACUCCAGUUGUGUACAAUCCUCCAAUGCCUCAGCAGCCUGUUAGGACCCAAGUGCCUGGACCUCCACAACAGCCACCUCUGCCCACCCCGGCUCAGCAACAGCCCCCAGCAAACCCCGUCCUGUCGCAGCCUCUGCGGGCUCUGCAGCCCUCCCAGCCUGUCCAGUACUCCGCAGUGUCCUUCCCACCCCCGCUCCUGCCAGCCUCCUCCACACAGCAAUACUCUGUGCAAGACAACCUGGGAUCCCAGUUCAGCCACCUGAGCCUGUCCCGGCAGCCCCCGGCCGAGGCAGCGGAGCCUCCCAGUGCCCUGUUCCAGUCCACCGUGGUGCUCCAGCCCCCCCAGCAGCCCGGAUACAUCCUCACUGCUGCUCCACCCCCUCCUCCCUCUGCCCAGCCCGUGUCUGCUCCGGGAUACUCGGCGUCCAGCCACCCAGUCACCCAGCCCGUGCUCCAGCAGCAGGGAUAUGUGCAGCAACCUGUGCCACAGAUGCCAGCCUGUUACUGUGCCCCUGGCCAGUACCCUCACUCCAGCCCCCAGUACCGGCCUGUGUCCGUGCACUACAACACGCAGCAGAACCAGCCCCUGGCACAGCCCGCCCAGCAGACAGGUUACCAGAUUUUGCCCAACCAGCAGCAAAACUACCAGGGUUUAGUUGGAGUUCAGCAGUCUCAGAAUCAAAAUCUAGUCAGUGGCCAACACAACAACGUUGGGAAUCAAAUUCAAGGCGUGAUUGUUCCAUAUCCUUCAGUGCCAUCUUAUCAGGUUUCGGUGCCUCAAGGUUCCCAAGCAGUGCCCCAGCAGACAUAUCAGCAGCCUGUCAUAAUUCCCAGUCAGUCCAAUCAAGGAUUGCCCACCACAGGAAUGCCAGUUUACUACAGUGUCAUUCCAUCAGGUCAACAGAAUAAUUUAAGUUCAUCAGUAGGAUAUUUGCAGCCUCCUGGAUCAGAGCAGAUACAGUUUCCUAGAACAACAUCACCGUGCAACUCCCAGCAGCUCCAAGGACAGCAGUGUGCAGUUUAUAGCAACCACUCAAGUCAGAAGCCAUCACCUCCUACAUUAUUGCCACCUUCAUCCAAGUCAAAGCCACAACAGGCUGCUUCCCUUGUGCACUACAGCAUAGUGUCUCCACCCUCAUCAUGUAAAAGUUCACCCACUGCUCUGUCCAUCAUGCAGCCAAAAAAAGCAGUAGCACCCCCUCCAGGCGGGGGGGUGGUGAUGAUGCAGCUCAACAUCCCCAGCAAUGCCCAGCCCCGGAACCCGUCCCCUCCGCAGAGGAAACACAGCAAGUACUACUGUGACCAUCCCCGGGGGCACAAGGCCACAGAACUCAGCACUUUAGACGGUGCUGCUCAGUUGCAGCACAGUCCUCAACUAGGUAGUCCUGUCACCUCACCGGCGCAGUCACCAGCACCAGCUCAGCUGUCCAACAUGAAGAACAUCCGUCCCACCUUAACACCUCUUUCUAUUGUGUCCCAGUUUUCUAGACCUUUUGUCCCCGCACAAGGAGAUGCCAGAUACCCAUUGCUUGGCCAACCCCUGCAAUACAAUCCAUCUUUAUUACGAGGACAAGUAACAAGCCAACAGUGUCAACCUGGGAACAGACAUGGGAACAGGGGAAAGAAACCAGCAAAGAAGGCUGCUUCAACAGAUCUUGGGGCAGGAGAACCAGCUGUGGGAAAAGUCCUAGAAAUUACUGAGCUGCCAGAGGGCAUCACCCGGCUGGAGGCAGAGAAGCUCUUUGGAGAACUGUUCAAAGUGGGAGCGAAGAUCCGGUGGGUGCGGGACGCGCAGUGCCUGCACUCGCAGCAGCGCCGCUCCGGCGGGGACGGGAGCACGGAGCCAUCCAAGCCCAGUGACUUGGCCUCCACCUACACGGUCCUGGCCGCCUUCCCCACCAUGUCGGCGGCGCAGAACGCGCUGAAGAAGCAAAGCAGUACCUCAGUGGGCAAGUUCAGGCUGAGAACCAGCAAGAAGCACUACGACCUCCACGGCCUGGAGAGGGCCAGUUCUCAGUAGCAGUUCCACCACGGACACUCAGCCUUUACUACUUCCAUGUUCCCCCUCCUGGGUUGGUUUGAUGUCACGGGGUUUCUGUUCUCUGCAUGGAGACUCCUGGGAUGUCUUGUCAUACGACAUUUGCCAUUGAAGAAUAAAUAACCCGGUGAAUCCAGCAAGAUGAAGAAGAAAAGUUCCAGAGCUAAUCCCAGACAAUAGCAAGGAAUCACCUUGGUGACAGGCAGUUUUCCAUGAGGAAUGCUGUGGAAAUGCCCCCUACUUUUAUAGUAGUUUUGUUUUAUAUUUUUGAAAUCUUGUAUCAGAUCCAAAGUUCUAUUGUACAGCAGAUGUUCAUAAAAAUCCAUAUGCAGAUUUGUAUUUUAUAAUCCCUUUUCACAGCCAGCACACAGCUGUCCAUUCCAAGGCAGGAACCUGAGGAUUGGUGGAGGGGAAAAGAGAACCAUUUUCAAGGAAUUACAUUCAUUUUCUAGCAAACUACCCCAAACCUUCAAGUUAACCUGUUCUUUGUCCCUCGUGGUUUCCUUUUUUCUUUUUGAGUUUUUUUUAAGGAAAAAAAAAAUCAUUUUAGUAACUAACUCCUUAGGUGGUCAUUUUCCUUUGCAAUUCACUCAAACAAUGUCAAAAGAAAUUACAGGGUUGUACCCUCGAAGGAUUUGCUUCUGAUCCAGCAAGUUUAAUAAUUAUUUAAAGGGGAAUAUGAAUGGGUUACAAAGAAUGUUCACUGAAUCACAUUUUAAUAUUUCUUUUUAGCAAAAGUGUGAAGAAAACUAAAAUGUAUCUUCACAAGUGACAAAAUGUUUGCACUUUAAUUGUGUCCCCACCAGUAUGGCUCUCUCUCUCUUCCUUUUCACGCUAAGAUAAUUGUGUUUGAUAAGUGCUGGAAACCUUUUUAAUGGUUUAAGUUUUCAUCAUUUGCAGAUGCUCACUGGACAUUAAAGAUUCAUUGCACAUAAAUGAAACAAACCUUUUUUCAAUCUGUGUAAUUUGCAAGUCUGUACAAUGUGUGCUGAUGCAAGCCUUUUUCAGUUCAAGAGAAUAAAUGUUUACAAACA
Neopelma chrysocephalum (saffron-crested tyrant-manakin) is the source of this 4937-nucleotide messenger RNA. RefSeq names its product R3H domain containing 1 (gene R3HDM1). Gene Ontology annotation, molecular function: nucleic acid binding. NCBI's taxonomy places the organism in Eukaryota, Metazoa, Chordata, Aves, Passeriformes, Pipridae. The transcript has 28 exons. The coding region runs from base 367 to 3885 and encodes 1172 amino acids. The record is from RefSeq and is a predicted model, not a curated record.